UGUGGUGGAAGAAUUAAAUUACCUGUUUUAUGUCACUGGCACUAGACCGCGAGCAUUAGCCCUGUGAAACAGACCGGACCUGGGCUUCUGCCUGGCAGCAUCACGGAAAAGGGAAUAAAAACGCACCAGCCAGAAAGUGCUCAUCUGCGCAUGCGCUGAGAUUAACCUAAGGGCGCUCCCAUAUGUGUACAAACGGAGGAGGGAAGUGCAUUGGCUGCGCAUGCGCAAUGCGGGGAACCAGGCGCCUGCGCGCUGGGGGGGCUGUUUUGGCGGGCGGCGGGCGUUGCGCAGAAGCAGCCUCGGCUCUGAGGGCCUGCGAGAAGGGGGAGUCGGUGCCGUGCCGGACCCGCUUCGUACCCAGGAAUUGGGUGGCCUUGGUGCAUUAGGUGGAACUUCCUGCGCUAUGGGAAAGAAAACCAAGAGGACAGCAGAUAGUUCGUCCUCUGAAGAUGAGGAGGAGUAUGUUGUGGAGAAGGUGCUAGACAGGCGUGUUGUGAAGGGUCAAGUGGAGUAUCUUCUCAAGUGGAAAGGAUUCUCUGAGGAACACAACACUUGGGAACCCGAGAAGAAUCUGGACUGCCCUGAGCUGAUUUCUGAGUUUAUGAAAAAAUAUAAAAAAAUGAAGGAGGGUGAGAACAACAAAUCAAGAGAAAAAUCCGAAAGCACAAAGAGGAAAUCCAGCCUCUCCAACAGUGCCGAGGACAUCAAAACCAAAAAGAAGAGGGAGAGCAACGAUAUUGCCAGGGGCUUUGAAAGAGGAUUAGAGCCAGAAAAGAUCAUCGGUGCCACAGACUCCUGUGGAGAUUUAAUGUUCUUAAUGAAAUGGAAAGACACAGAUGAAGCAGACCUGGUCCUAGCAAAGGAAGCCAACGUGAAAUGCCCGCAGAUUGUGAUAGCGUUUUAUGAGGAGAGACUGACCUGGCACGCGUAUCCAGAGGACACGGAAAACAAAGAGAGAGAAGCAGCGAAAAGCUAAAGUGCCAUCCUGGGCCAUCCUUAGCUGUACAUACACAUCCACCUGACCCGACCACAUCCAUUGAAAUGUGCUUAUUACUGUGUUCCCAGGAGAAACCUGUUAUUGGUUCAGUCAUAACAUAAAUGGUUUGCUUCAUGUUCGGCUUCAUCUCUAGUGAAACCCACGAGAUUUAUGUGCUGUGUCUCCUCUCUCUUCCCCCCACCCUCCAGAAAACGGUUUUGACUUCUCACAUCCUCUUAGAGCCUCCAGGGGUUUACAGAGUUGUUGGUUCCCUUUGGUUCCAUCCCUUUUUGCCGCUUUAAAUGCCGAGAAUGGCAGCGAUGCUCUUCCUAAACAGAACUAAGUGGAGUUAUCCUGUCCAGGUGCACAAAUGGCUGUUGGCUGGAAAAGCAAUAGGAGCUGUCUGCAUUUGGGAAAUCCCUCCUGUCCCUCCUGCUAAUGCUACACAGGGCAACAUCCUGAGAUGGUCAAUGUGGCCUUUGUAUGCUGGCUUGUGUGUUGUUACAUAACUGGCAAAGUCUUGUUGGGACUAUGCAUCUGGACUCCAUGCUGGGGGACACCAGUUGUCCUGGGUUGUGAUGCCUUCCAGCCUGUCUCGUGCCUGGGAUAGUUUCCAGGCUAGUUGUGUUCUCUUUGCAAGCCCAGCCUGCAUUAGUAUUGGUUCCCAGAUGCAGAGCGAGCCCCCUUCCUCCAGGAGGAGUCUAAUGUGUGGGAGAUAGGAAAAGCAGAGCCUUCUUAACUUUAAAUACGAUUGUGUAUCCCCUGUCAGGCGCAGGUGGAGGCCUGCCACUGCUUUUGUAUGAUCUUAUACAGUAUGUAUGUAUAUAUUCGUUUCUCAUUUGGGCUGUGUAUUUCCAUAGUGUGAGCGUAUCAGGUGGCCUGGCUUUGUGCCAAGGCACCUGAUCCAUUUCUGUCAUUGGCUGUUGCUUCAAAGGCCACAAGCAUUGUGUUACCAAAGUGGCUUCCCCCUUGAGGACCUCUCCUUCCCUCCCCCAUGAGCUCUGCCUUGGAAACGUGGACAGCUGAUCUGGUCUGGUGUGCACAGCACUUCUCCCUGGAAAAUAUGCCCCAGGCUGUAGGACCUGCCAGUGGAGCAGAGAGGGCAUUGCUGUUUCCCAGGGGGAUGAAUGCUCGUUUUGCAAGGCAUGGGUAUCUGGGACAGUCGCUCUGCUGCCCAAGAGAGCUGGCAGUACAGUAAGGUGGUGCAGAACUGAGCCGCUACAGCAUUAGGCACUGCUCUUGGGGGUUCCUUUUUCUUUCCCUCCCUGAGUAUGGUGAGGCCGGAGUGGAGAACUGACCCAGGGCUGGUUGCAAGAUCUGCUCCUUAGCAUCUCGGCACAGCCCUCUUUUGCUUUCCAGCAUCAUGUUCACUCUUCAUGCUGCUCCUACGUCCUGUGUAGUUUAGCUGGACUUGGGCUCUCUUGCCUGUGGCAGUCUCCUUGCCCGCAGGAGCUGAUGGAUGUCUUAAGCUCCCUGCUCCUAAUGUUGCAAACAGAGUCCUCCUUGAUGACUAGAAGUAAUAAAAUUAUGGUAUUGCGGUGUCGACACUGGUUUCUGGUUGGCUCAUUCCCUGUGCAAAGCUUCUGCAAGAAUGAGCUAGUUGGUUUUGUGGCCUUCACUGUGGCUUGGAAAGGCUUAUUGCAUAAAGUGGGGACCUGCAAGUGGAUGAAUUGGAAAGGGGUUGUGGGUUUAUUCUCUCGAAUGAAAAUAUCCUUGUUGCAUCCUGACUUUCCUCAGUCCAAAGGCCUGGUCCUGUUCUUGUUUAUCUUCCGUCAUUCCCACCCCUUUGCUACCCCGAUUCUCUCCCUUUAUAGUGAGCUUGGAAAUCUUGAAUGGCGUUGGGGCAUACCUGUAGACUGGGUACAGAGGGAGUUUUAUCAGUGCUGACUCCCUUCCUGGCCCUUGAACUCUGGUUAGUCUUUGUUGUGGGCACAGAGAAUUUUGCUUGUUCUGCUUUUCUAGAGCACGUGACGCAGUUUGUUCUCAGCCUUUGUGUCUGUCUGUCUCUCUUGUGGGCACAAGCCCUUUCAGUAUAAUAUUCACACUGUUGGAUGAAUUCUGCUUGCAAGCGGUUCAGAUGCUGUGGGGGAAAUCCAGGCGCCCUGGAAAUCAAUGCCAGAGCUCUCAUUGACUUCCGUGGGGCCAGGAUUUCACUCUGUCUCUAACACAACUUCUAGUUGAGCACAUAUCACUAAGCAGUAUUUCCACUUCACUGACGCACCUGCCAUCGUCUUCUGUGCCUUUUGGAGGUGCGUGCAGGCAAAGGGUUAGCAUGGCCAUUGCUUAGAGCAGCAUACUCAAUACAUCAUUUACUUUUGAAAGUUCCCGUUGGUACGGUCAGUAUUUCUAGUUGCAUUGUCCUGGCUGAUGUUGAGAGUGAUUUGAAAUUAAAAAAUCUGCCUUCUGAGCCACACUGCCAAACAGGCCAGCCAAGCUGCAGCUGCCAGCACACAGAGUAGAAAUGCUGAUGUUCCUAAUGCUGCACACUUUUUCAUAUGUGCUGGGAAGUGCUCCUGGCCCUGGCACCCUUCCAAGGCUUCUGCUUAGCAGCGUUCCGGGCAUCUCUGUAACUGACUUUGCUCAUCAUUAAGCGCCUGUGGUCUUACAGCCUCUUGUUCCAAUAACUGUGGGGCUUGCACAGGUACCUCUGGCAGAAGCACAAUCCACAGAGAUUGAGUGUGUUUUUAUGGGGUUAUGACAUUUUUUAAUUUACUUUGAGUGACCUUGGGCUAGUCAGAGAGCGCUCCCAGAGCCAGGGCAUGUGGUGAUGACGCUUUGGGAGGAGUUUGGGGAUUCCCGUCAUUCUCACUUGGUUAGGAUUUGCGUAGGUUUAGGGCUAAGCCUGAUGCAUCUGUAUUUGGAUCUGAGCUGGGUAGCAUGGGCUCCUUGCUGUGUAGCAUGUUAGCAAACAUUGAUGCUAGUAUGUGAAUUGCUGUAGGAUGUAGUUGGUACAAUAGGUAAUGGCAACAGCUGGCUACCUUCCAACUGCAUUAGUUUAGGGGCUUCCCCACCUGUAAUGUGGGGGGAGGUGGGGAUAUCGAAAGAAGCUUUUACAGGGCGGGAUGCAAGAGCAUAGCCUGGCUGCAGUCUGUACCACUUGGUGCGCUGCUUUCAGGUAUUAGCUCAGGUAUAGAAAAAGCUGCUGGCAUGUCAACCUGUGGCUUCCACUUCUUCUCUGGCCCCCAUUCUCCCAGCAUCACAUGCUCCUUGUUCUUCCCCUUCCUCUCCAGCCGUUCCAGCAGGCAGACUUGCUGCUGUUGCUUUAUCCCUGCCUCUGCAUGGAUUUCUUUUCUCUGAAGGGAGUCAGCUAGUCUUCCCGUGAUUUGCUGGAGUCUUGAUCUUUGCCAACUCUGUUUUCCUCUUCCCCCCCCCGCAGCCCCCAACCUCCUACAGCCCUUUGCACCAAACUCAGAGGGAGCAAGGCAGCUGCUGUACAGCAGUGCUUCUCAAUUAGGGGUACACGUCAGUACAAACUAAAAUUUCAUACAGACAAUCAUUUGUUUAUACUGCCCUAUAUACUGUAUCAGUGUUUCUCAACCUGGGUCUGACAGGAUGGGUUAUGGGGGAUUGCAAGUGCAGGGCCGUCAUUACGGGGGUGGCAAGCAGGAGAGCUGCGAAACAGGUACAUGCUGAAGCCAAAGCAUGAGUCCCGCCUCCCUGGGCUGAAAGCAGAUCCUUGAAAGGGGUACAGUAAUCUGGAAAGGUUGAGAACCACUGCAGGAGUUGCAAAUAAAGAUGGAUUAAUGCUCUUUCUGUGCCUCUGUGUCUGCUGCAGAUGGGAGUGGAUAAGCCUGCUGGCGAUCUCUGAGCUAGUGUGAAAUGCUAUAGAACAUGGAGCAGCACGCAGAGGACAGGCACUGUUAACAGGAGACCGGCCCCUUCUUCCCGCACAGACUGUCUCUCUUUAACUCUUUGCUCUCUGGAAGCAAAUCUAAGCGAAAUCCACCAUUGAUUGUGUUGUGACCUAAGUUCCCUCUAAGCUGCGUGGCUGCUCAGCAGCCUAUUAAACACCGCACAGACGCUCGGGGCUGUGGUGGGGAGAGAUGCCUCUCUCCUAGCCCCGACCCAGCCCAGCCCAGACAGUACCAGGUUUAUAAUGGCGCCCGACCCAUGCUAAGUAGGGGCCUCGCCUGCCAUCCCAGGACUUCUCUCUCCGUCCCCGCCCUCCGUCACCAGCAGGCAGUGACGGGGCGGGAGGCAGAAAGGAGCCCACAGCCACUGCUGCUCCUCCAGGCCGCUGGUGAGGGAUGGGAAGCCCGAAUCGGCGGACCAUCGCUGGCGGCCCGGACUGUGGAAGGACCUGCUGUGGACAGGGAAGAGGUGCCUAUACCAUGGCCCCAGCCCCGGAGCUGCUGCGGUGGGGAAAGGCGCCUCUCCCCCGCAGCCCAAGUGCUGCUGUGGGGAGAGAGAGCUGGGGGGAGUUAAUAGAAUCAUAGAAUAUCAGGCUUAGAAGGGACCUCAGGAGGUCAUCUAGUCCAACCCCUUGCUCAAAGCAGGACCAACCCCAACUAAAUCAUCCCAGCCAGGGCUUUGUCAAGCUGGGCCUUAAAAACCUUUAAGGAAGGAGAUUCCACCACCUCCCUUCCAGGUAAUCCAUUCCAGUGCUUCACCACCCUCCUAGUGAAAAAGUUUUUCCUAGUACCCAGCCUAAACCUCCCCCACUGCAACUUGAGACCAUUACUCCUCGUUCUGUCAUCUGGUACCGCUGAGAACAGUCUAGAUCCAUCCUCUUUGGAACCUCCUUUCAGGUAGUUGAAAGCAGCUAUCAAAUCCCGCCUCAUUCUUCUCUUCUGCAGACUAAAUAACCCCAAUUCCCUCAGCCUCUCCUCAUAAGUCAUGUGCUCCAGCCCCCUAAUCAUUUUUGUUGCCCUUUGCUGGACUCUUUCCCAUUUUUCCACAUCCUUCUUGUAGUGUGAGGCCCAAAACUGGACACAGUACUCCAGAUGAGGCUUCACCAAUACCAGAUAAAGGGGAAUGAUCACUUCCCUCGAUCUGCUGGCAAUGCUCUUACUUAUACAGCCCAAAAUGCCGUUAGCCUUCUUGGCAACAAGGGCACACUGACUCAUAUCCAGCUUCUCGUCCACUGUCACCCCUAGGUCCUUUUCUGCAGAACUGCUGCCUAGCCAUUCGGUCCCUAGUCUGUAGCGGUGCAUGGGAUACUUCCAUCCUAAGAGCCCCUUGUUGAACCUCAUCAGAUUUCUUUUGGCACAAUCCUCUAAUUUGUCUGGGGUCCCUCUGUAUCCUAUCCUUACCGGCCAGCGUAUCUACCUCUCCUCCCAGUUUAGUGUCAUCUGCAAACUUGCUGAGGGUGCAAUCCACGCCAUCCUCCAGAUUGUUAAUGAAGAUAUUGAACAAAACCCUGCAAAACCUUCUCUCCCUGCAUAGCCCUGAGGCAGCCUGCACCCCAAACCCCUCAUCCCCAGCCCGCACCCCCAGCCGGAGUCCUUACACCCCAAACCCCUCAUCUCUGGCCCACCCCAAAGCCUGCACCCCCAGCCGGAGCCCUCACCCCCCUGCCCCAGCCCCCUCCUACACCCAAACCCCUCAUCUCUGGCCCCACCCCAGAGCCCACACCCCUAGCCGGAGACUGCACACUCUAAACUCUCUGCCCCAGCCCUGAGCCCCCUCCCACACUCUGAACCCCUCAGCCCCACCCCCACCACAUGAAUUUUGUUAUGUGCACCAAUAUGGUACAACAUCACUUACAUAUUGGUGCACAUAACAAAAUUCAUUCUGCACGUGUGGAAAAAAUUAGAGGGAACACUGGUUGUGACCAGAGCUGGUUGCAAAUACACUCCCCAUGAUCCUAUUGGACUCUCAUUUUAGCUGUGCUGCGUGUUCUAAUAGAAGCAGUAAAAUGGCUCUGGAUAAAAAGCCUGAUAUGAAUCAGAUUAGAGCCACAUGGCUCAGCAGGCUUGGUAUGUCAGGUGCUGUUUCAGCAGUCAGUCUUGAGGGUAGCUGUUAGUCUUCUCCCUUCCAGCCUGAAUUAUGCCCCUUUGGGAGAUGCAAAAUGGUUCUUAAGUUGCUUCAGCAUUCAAAGUGGCUUCUAGACAGAGUAAUAGAUUGUGUUGGUUGCAGCCUCAGGCAGCGUAGUAUGUGGUGUCAUCUCCUGUCAAUAGGGCUGUCCUGGACCUCCCUGCAAGCUCGUGCGCCAGACAGAUCUCUGCCUAUUGAGUCUGCCCCAGAUCCCUCCCCAGUCGCUCCCUUUUAACUGCUCUUGAAUGCUCAGUCCUGCUGCUUUUCCUAUUGCAGAGAGGAAGCUUCUCUGCAGCUGGCCAGCCACCUUCCCUUCUGGCUAGAUUUUGUUUUGCUAAUUUCUGGUAUCAGUGUUGCUCGAAAAGUAGAUGCAGCAGCUGGCAUGGGAGGAAGGGGGUGGGUAAAGAAGUGAUGUCAGAAACCCCUUAGCAAACUCUGAGUAGGUCGGGGGAGGUUUUCGGUGUUUGUGGCCAAAACCAAAUACUUAAUGCUAGACUGAAAAGCUCUCCGGGCAUUGUUUAUUUUGUGUCCCAGCCUGCAUGUCUAGCUGUGAGCAGUACCCUGGUCCUAAUCCUCUUCUCACAGGGUGUUCGGGGCAGGAGGUUAAGUGCCAGACUAAGUUCCUGGAAUGGCAUGUACCAUCUGAAAGAGGAGACAUUUUCCUUGUGGCAUCUAUUGGGAACCAAAACUCAACCCUUUUCCUUGGCCCCAUUUAUCGCAAACAGCUCUCUCAAAUUGUCCCUUGCUCAAGAAAACAGCUUAGUGUCUGUGAACAAGCUGCCCGUAAUGGCGCGGUUUGAAACUAACCUAAUUAAACGAGUGUGAAAGGCUGUGUGGAUGCUGCACUUAUUUAGCUUGUUAAGAAUUAGCUUAAGCCAACCUGAGAUAAUUGUCCACACAAGUGUUCACACUGGUUCUGCAAAAUAAAUUGAGAAAGGCUAAAGCCAGACUGAGGGAAGCCCCGAGAAUGCAGUACGUACUGCAUGCCUCCCGUUGUCACAUGCGGUCUGAUUCCCCCCUGUGUGUGCUACGUUUUGGGGGGGGAUGGACACCAGGAUUGGGAUCCUCUUGUUGCACCAUAGUUUUCAAGUUGAAGUCUGAUGCUAGCUAGGGAGGUCAAAGCGAUUCCCCAGCCAGCUGCCACUUCAGCGCUCGGUUUGUAGUGGUGGGGGGACCAGGGUAAUUUUCAAACACAAAGCGGGGUCGGCUGCGACUGGGACGGGGCUGGCAUGUGGCACGUGGAAGGGGAACUGAAAAGCAUUUAAUCUUGGAUCCUAAAUCUGCCCCCCCUCCCCACUCACACUGCUCAGACAAACCUGACCAAAGGCAAAGGAGCGAGCCUCUGAGUGAGAACCCGCCCAAAGGAAUGGCUGGGGGUGCAGGAUGCCCACAUCACAAUAAGGAAGCUGCACUGCAGAUGGAAGUCACUCUUCCAUAUCUGCCAAGACCCAGGUUGAGGCUCCUGGUCUCCUGACGUGCAGUUGUCACUGAACAAGACCCACAUUCAAACACUGGUCGUGUGGGGCUCGUUUUCAAUAAAACUGGGGGACAGGCCACAGCUGUUGCACCUGUUUAAAAAUGCCAUUUUGAGGGGGACUCUUAUCUCCAACUCUCCCAAGGAGGAACACCCAGAAUCCAGGGCUGUGGGUGGGUAAAAUGCUUUUCUGACCUCUCUUGCUCUUUAUUUUAAUCCCUUGUAAGUGGCUGUAACCCAGUGCAGUCAAGGCAGCUAGAACUCCCUGUGCCAACUCAACGCUCCCCAGCCCUGCUGCACUGGGCAGUCCUCCGAUACGUAUCCACACUCCCCUUUGUGGGAAACGGUCCCCUUGGCCAAUCUCCUCCCUCUGUCAAGUUGCUGUUCCUGGUGUUGUUGGUGGUUUUUUUUUUUAUGGCAAAGCAGAACGCUAAUUUUUUGUCAAAUUUCUUUUGUUGUUGUUACAUAGAAGGGAUCUGGGGAGGGAUCGUUCUGAGAUAUGGGCGUGGUCUCUGGCCAACUUUGUAACUAGUGUGUUUUUUUAAAAAUCUUUCUUUUAUAUACUGAGCACUUCUGUGUGGACACUUUUUAGGCCGAGUCAGUUCUCAAAGCCAAUUGCCAACGAUUUCAAGUCUUUUGUGCUAAAGGUUGGAUCCGGCCUGCGUUUAAACAACUAUUAACUUUUAGAGAGUCUAGUUCCAGUCUGUCCUCUCUGUCUGUUCCAUGGACAUUGCCACUUGCAAGGACUGGUAACUUGCAAGUGAAGUGGGGAAAUUAAUUGCAUUUUAAUUAAACACAUGAAUUUUUGUCACAGAUGUUCUAAUUUUAUCAGGGAUCACAGCUGAGCCUUCUCUAAGCUGGAACAUGAUGAUUGUCUUCCUCCUCUUAUAAAUUGGACUCCCCCUGAUUAAAAGUCCAUUGGUGAGGCAUGAUUUGCUAAUGAUUAAAACGUGCUCUGAUCCCACACGUAGAGGCAAGACAGAGCCUUAGUUCAGCCUAGUGUUGAGUCUCCUAGCGCAGUUGUUUUGUUGUAGCAUACAUGCCUCCUUUCGAACAAAUGUAGAGUCCAUGCUCCUAUAAGGGUGAAUCAGCAAAAUACAGGGCUACUUUCUACUUGUCAGUUUCUGGUAUUCCAGGGGGCUAGGUCCUGCCAUUCCAUUUGGGGGCAUCUUUCCUUCCUAGCCAAUCUGAGCUUUUAGGGGUUCAGCUCCCACAUUUUUGAUGUUCCCCCCUCCCCUGAACAGGGGGUGAACCCCGUUUUUUAAAAAAGUACAUCUCUGACAAAAUGAGACUCUUCCCCUGGAGAGUUCAGAAGCCAUUGCUCAGCAGGCUGGAUCAUUUCAAGGUCUGACACAUUUUAGUCCUAAAUUAUUUUGACAGUGUUACUUUAAUCUAUGGGCCCAACCUCCGCUUCCGCCAGCCAUCCAAUCACUGCUUGGCGUGAGUAAGGGCUGCAAGAUGAAGCGCGAUUGGAAGAGACUUGAGAAAAACCCAUGGCUGCUCCCGCCACGUGCCAGGUGUGUGUGUUUCCUUGCUGUGUCACCGCUGUGUUGCCUAGGCAGUAGGUGGCACAGCACUGUUAGUGUGGGGGCCGUGGGCAGCAUUCAAACCCAUCUCCCUGUUAGAACUGACUUGCUAGGGAAGAGUGGGACUCUGUCCUCCAGACCUUAGCCAGGUGCUACUGUGUGGCACAAAGUGUCUGUCUGAGCCGGCGUGUGGCUCACGGCUCUCCCCUCUCCCGUGUGAUGUUCAGUAGCGUAGCCCGUCUCUCCGCUAAUGUAUGUUAUGCUUUUUUUAAAUAGUGAUGUUUUUAAACUAGGGAUUUUUGUCCCAUCAUGAGACUGACAUGUUACAAAGGCCCCCUGUCCCUUCGCACUCUUUCAUACUCUUGUAUUGGUUCUAAUAAAUGGUUACUUUUCA
Molecule: messenger RNA, 10346 nt
Organism: Chelonia mydas (Green sea turtle)
Lineage: Eukaryota; Metazoa; Chordata; Testudines; Cheloniidae
Gene: CBX5
Product: chromobox 5
Exons: 5
Coding region: 221-976 (251 amino acids)
Biological process (GO): chromatin organization; negative regulation of transcription by RNA polymerase II
Cellular component (GO): nucleus; pericentric heterochromatin
Molecular function (GO): chromatin binding
Source: RefSeq, a predicted model, not a curated record